This is a messenger RNA of Photinus pyralis (common eastern firefly), 833 nucleotides long. Its product is annotated as chymotrypsin-1-like. Bases 9 to 749 code for a protein of 246 amino acids. Gene Ontology annotation, molecular function: serine-type endopeptidase activity. Lineage: Eukaryota; Metazoa; Arthropoda; Insecta; Coleoptera; Lampyridae. Gene Ontology annotation, biological process: proteolysis. The record is from RefSeq and is a predicted model, not a curated record. The transcript has 2 exons.
UCGUCGAGAUGAUCGCUUUGCUAAUCGUAUUUCUGCAAGCAUUCAGCAUCCUAAAUGGUGAGGUACUGCGUUCUGGCAUCGUAAAAGGGACCAAGGCUGUGGCGCGCCAGUUUCCGUACCAAAUUUCGCUCAGGCAUAAUGGCGCGCACACUUGCGGCGGAGCGAUUGUAAAUCUGAAUACUGCCUUAACGGCAGCUCACUGUGUUGCGGACCGUAAUCCAACCCGUUAUGCGAUCGUGGCAGGAAUCACACAUUUAGCAGAGAGGGGGAUCGUGCACCAAGUGGCGAGAAUUAUACUGUCGGACGAGAUUAAGGACCAUGCCAUAUUCGAUUUAGCAAUUCUGAAAGUAGCAAAACCGUUUGUAUUCAAUAAGUUAGUGGCCCCUAUACCGCUGGACAUGAACGGAACCGGAGAGGGUGUGACCUGCAUUGCCAGCGGUUGGGGUAUCACUCGUCAAAAUGGAUCGGUGAGUCAAGAUUUGCUGUUCACCGAUGUGAAUACCAUUACCAAUGAGGAAUGUGUCAAGCUGCAACCGUACCCAAGUCGGCGCAUAUACAAGUCUCAUUUAUGUACCAGCACUGCAGAAGGAAAGGGAGUUUGUCAGGGUGACUCUGGAGGCCCUCUUGCUUGUGGCGGUGUACUUUGCGGGCUUACUUCAUGGGGAUGGCCCUGCGCCCGCGGUCCUCCUGAUUGUUUUUUUAGGAUAUCGUUGUUCAUUGAAUACAUAAAGUUUUACAUGGACCAGUGAUCGAUAAUCGACCAAACACAUUGUUUCAAAUGAUAUUGUCGUAUUGUAUAAAUUAAAACUGCAAUGGUACGCUCUUUUUGAAAA